Molecule: messenger RNA, 4178 nt
Organism: Panicum virgatum (switchgrass)
Lineage: Eukaryota; Viridiplantae; Streptophyta; Magnoliopsida; Poales; Poaceae
Product: disease resistance protein RGA4-like
Exons: 3
Coding region: 811-2919 (702 amino acids)
Biological process (GO): defense response to other organism
Molecular function (GO): ADP binding
Source: RefSeq, a predicted model, not a curated record
ACUAAACAUGAGGUGCCGUCUAGCCGCCCUCUGGGGUAAAUCAGUUCAUAAGCCUUGGAUUCUGUUACUGCUUUGAGGAAGAACGUACAAAGAUUUUUUUUUCUAAAUUCGAUUUGGUUUUUUGGUCCUACUACCCAUUCUUAAAGAUCUCGAGAAUUCCGCAAACUGCUCUGUCCUCUAUAUCUUAGUUAUAUCAAGAUCCCAAACAAUCAUAGCAAGAAGAUCAUGCCAGAGCCGAGAUCUGGCUCAGGUCAAGCUCAGUCUUCUUUGAGGAUGGCUAGAUCUGCAUUUGCAUUGUAUUAAAUAUAAAAUGCAACCUCAAAUGCAAAUUUCCUUAACAUAUAAAUAUACAAGCUCUAAUUCAGCAAUGCUAUAAUAUAAUGGUGUUUUUCUCUGAUUUUUUCUCAUACUAUUUCCCCUUUCCUACUCAUUCACUUAUUCACUGAAGAGAAACUAUGUUUAAUUUGCAUUUCGGUGUCAUUUCCUUUUUAGCAUUAAGGCUUGUGUUGGUUUUUUCGUUUUGUUGUCAAUCUAUUUGUGUUUUUGUUUUUUAGUUUGCAUCUUUUCCAUUAGGUGCCUCUCCUAUGCAGAACAUCAAAAUGUAUUCAUGAUCUGCCUGAGUCAAUAACCUUGUUCAAACCGUCAGAACUCGGCCUAGCUUCGCCAGGAUGGGUGCACUGUGCUGCAGCAAUUCCCUGACCAUGUAUCCUCAAGCAAACUAUGUCUGUAUUAUUGUGAAUUAGAACAGUAACACAGGCUGCACUUAAGAACUCCAGCACCCAUCAAGCCGGAACACAAGCAUCGACAUUCAUGCAUUUUUGGCUCCACUCUGCCAUCAGAGCUCUGCAUCUGAUUGUGGGGAAACCACGAACGAACAGGCGAUCAAUGGAUGCGGGCCUGUUGAGUGCAUUUGUAAAGAAACUCGUGGCGAGGUUGUUUGUGUUAGCUGAGGAGAAAUACAAGCUGUACAAGGGCUUUGAAGAGGAUGUUCAUUUCCUGAUGGAAGAGCUUCCUAUGAUCACGAGUGCCAUUGAUGAGCAGCUCGCAGGGAAGGAUGAUCUCACAUUGCAUUUUAAGGUCAAAGAAUUGCACCAAUUGGCUCAAGAAAUGGAGGACUGCAUAGAUUGCAUCAUGUAUCGUGCCUCCAAGGAACAGCAACCAUGGUACCAUAUAAACUACACACCUGGGAACAGGAUAAGAACCCGUUUGCAGUUAGACGAGGAGAUGAAGAGACUCAAGAGAAGGUUGCAGGAAGCCCACCAGCGCAAGGAGAGAUACCCAGUGCCCUGUCCGUCCCAUCCUGAGCUACCUCCAUCGUCCUCGGAUCGUCUCAUCGCUCGAGAAGAUCUGGUCGGCAUCGAUCCACCUCUGAAAGAGCUUUUGGAGCACUUGGCGGAGGGGAAGGAUCAACGGAACCAGCUGAACGUGUUCUCUAUCGUUGGGUUUUGUGGAUUGGGGAAGACUGUUCUUGCCCAACAGUUGUAUGACAGUGAGGUGGGCAGACGAUUUGAGAAAAGAGCAUGGGUUUCCGCUGGGCAACGGAAUCCGGAGGCACUGUUAAUGGAGAUUCUCCGGCAAGUGCAUGAGCCACCACUGGUUAACUCUGAUGCCCGCCAGCUUAGCAUUGAUCUCAGGAACUGUCUAGAGACCAAGAGGUAUUUCAUUGUAAUUGAUGACAUCCGAUCAACAGAUCAGUGGAAUCGUAUAAAAUCCGCCUUCCCGCGACUAAAAGAUAUUAGCAGCAGAAUAGUGAUAACAACGAAAUUCCAGUCAGUGGCGAAUACCUGCAGCUCUACCAAUGGCUAUGUGCACAAAAUGAGAAGACUUGAUGAGGAAUGCUCAAAGCAACUGUUACUGAAGGAGUCGUGUCUGCAGGAAUGUUCAGAUUCCUCGCAGUCGGAUCCGAAGGUAAUAUUGGAUAAAUGUGAUGGUCAACCACUUGCUUUGACUGCCGUGGGCCAAUUCAUUCAAAGUAGAAAUUCAGUUGAACAACCUGAAUGGGAAGGUGUUUGCAAGGAUGUACGUUGUCAUUUGGACAGCGACGAUGCCUUAAAGAGAAUGCAUCAGGUGCUGACCCAUGACUACACCAGCCUUCCGACCCAUGAACUCAAGGCUUGCUUGCUAUAUUUUGCUAUGUUCCCCAGUGACCAUCGAGUCAGGACGAAAAGGCUGAUGAGGCGAUGGUUAGCUGAGGGAUUUGUGGUACCAUCAACUUUAUGCAGCGAUCCAGCUGCUCAAAGUUUCAGGGAGCUCAUGGACCGCAACAUCAUCCAGUCUGUUGAUGUAAGCAACAACUUGAAGGUGAAAACAUGCAAAACUUAUGGCAUGAUGCAUGAGUACGUUGUGCGCAAGUCUCUCUCCGAGAACAUCAUUGCUUUGUUUGAUGAUGGAAAGCUCCAACCCAAACAUGCUCGUCGCCUUUCUCUCCAUGACAGCAGUAUUUCAGAUUCCACCAAUCUGGAAUUUGAUCUAUCCCUAGUAAGAUCUCUAACAGUCAUUGGGGAGGCAGGUAAAGCUAUUUUGGAUUUUAAAAAGUACCAGUUACUGAGAGUCUUGGAUCUUGAACAAUGUACUGACUUGCAAAAUGAUCAUCUCAAAGAAAUAUGCAAUCUAUUACUUAUAAAAUAUCUAAGCCUAGGGGGCAAGGUUACAUGCCUUACCAAGGAGAUAAAAAAGCUGAAACUUUUGGAGACACUUGAUCUAAGGAGAACAUAUGUAAAGAUCCUACCUCUAGAAGUAAUCCAGCUGCCCAAUUUAAUCCAUCUCUUUAGAAAGUUCAAGCUUCCAAAUAAAGUAGUGCAAAGUAAACUGCACAAGUUUCUUUCUUCAGGACAAUGCAAGUUACAGACGUUAUCAGGAUUUCUUGUCGACGAAAGUGAAGGAUUUGCAGAGCUUAUGGUUCAUAUGAAUAAAUUAUGAAAGAUGAAGAUCUGGUGCGAGUCAUCCGCAACAAGUAGUAGCUUGACUAAUGUUAAGAAGGCCAUACAGAAGUUCAUUCAUGAUGUAAAGGACCCAGCGGAUGACCCUCGUUCUUUGUCAGUCCAUUUUGAAGGAUGCUCCGAAGACUUGGUAGAAGGCUUGGAAGCUCCCUGCUAUCUUAGGUCGUUGAAAUUACAGGGUAACCUACCAAAAUUGCCUGAGUUUGUCACAGCACUUCGUCGACUCAGGGAAUUAUGCCUUCAAUCAACUAGAUUGACAGCUGAUCUGUAGGACUUAAUCUGCAGCUGUCCCUUAUCUGUUUAAGUCAAGGCAAGUCUGCAGUUUGCUAGCAAGGCAAGUUUGCAGUUUGCUAGCAGCUUUUGUUGACUUGCAGCCUUUGUUGACUUGUGGCUCUAGGCCACUAAUAUUCAGAUAAUGAUAGAAGUUAUUAGCACCUUAGAGUAGGUAGCAAAUGGUGUAUAAAUAUGAGUGCAAUGCAAUGAGAAAAGGCAGUUCAGUUUGCCACAUUCCAGUCUCUAACUCUCAGCCAACGCAGAGAGCUGUGUGUGUGUGUGUGUGUGCAGAGGAGCUCAGCUCUUCUUCUACCUUGGAGUCAAGGAGAGGGAGAGGAAGGUGAGCAGGUUGCUCACCUGGUUAUUGUGUGCUAAGGACAACAUGAUCUUCUAACAGCUUUAGGUAAUUUGAAAGACCUGCUGUACCUGAAGCUGAUUGCAGAUGAACUUGAAGAGAUCACCUUUAGGGACAGGGCAUUGCCAAACCUGCUCUGCUUGUGUUUUGUGGUGAAACAUCCAACAUUUCCGAAGGUUGAAUAUGGUGCUUUGCCACAUCUCAUAUCACUUCAUCUGCUCUGCGAAAAUCUGGAUGACCAGUGCAUUGUUCAGAUCAAAGGCUUUACACGUCUGAGGGAAGUAGUUCUUUAUGAUGAACUCAACUCUGGUGUUAAAGAAAAUUGGGUACAGGCAGUCAAGGAACAUCAGAACAGGCCAAAAGUUCUGCUCAAAAGAGCUGAUCCACCCAAAGGGGCAACUGAAAAUGAGAUUACAGAAUGUUUUGCUCUGUCAGAGGGACGGGUACAAAAAACUGGCAUCCAAAUGCCACCGGACGAGCCGAAAUUUGCUUUCAACAAGGGACAGCCAGUGGCUUGUGUUGCUCCAACUGGCUUGCCCAUUGCUGGGAUGGGCACAGUGUCUUCUUAAUCUUUUGGGACAAUUGAAUAUAUGCCCUUUCUUAAACUCCAA